UAUAAUAGAGCUGGCAACUGGCGCCUUUUAGACAGAACUGAAGACUUUAACAGGACUCUGAACUACAAGAACUCAGGAAAAGACAUUUCGACAUUUUUCCUCCACCCAGCUUCUCGAUCAUACUUUACUUUUUCCACAGCGGGGUUCUCAUCCUGAAGAUUCUCUACUUUGGAACUUAUUCGUGAUUUUAAAAAGUCGGUCUUCACACGUUUUUCUCCGGCGUCCACUUUUUGAAAAACUUCUCUACGAUGUAUCCAGAGGCAAACAAAAGGUGAGUACACUUUUUAACACCCUGAACUUUCUAUUUUCACUUUCCCCACGCUGAGGGACACAUGGCCCAUUCAUGGGCAAGUGAGAGCGAGGGGGAAUGAAAAUACCAGGAAUGUGUGGCGGGGGGCCAAAAAAAAAAGAAGUAUGCACAUGUGCUUUGAACCGCAGAGGUUAAGCAAUGAAACCCUUUUGGUUUACUGAGGGAGGUGACAUUGAAAAGGACUUUUUCAUGCUGAUGACGCCUUUACUGAUGUAGAAAUUCUUGAUUUGGACAGCCCUUGGGCAGAGAGUGGCGACUUACGUAACAUGCUGGUUUCCAUUAACCCCUCAGGACUUGAGUAUGUUUAAGACCUGAACACUACACCCAUUGAUCUACGUUUAUCUGGGGUUGAAAGCAGCGGUUUAUUGUAGGAAUUACUCUAAUUGGAGGGUGGUGAGUUGGUGUUCAGCAAACACUUAUAAGACGUGUGUGUCACCACGCAAGAGGGGCGCAAUACUGCUUUGACUCUACAGGAAUGUGUGUUAGCGUGACGCCAAAAGUCGUGUCUGUAUGAGUAGCAGCAGCAGCAGAUUAGGCUCUUGUUCUGUAAUGUGAUUAAGACACCACAUUAGUUGAAGUACUUAACAGAAAGGGCUCAAGAAAAAGAGGAAUUUUUGGUAGUUUGAUGAAUGUGCAAGAAAGUAUUAAAACGGAACUUCUUAUGCAUAGAGGUCAGGGCUUUUUUUUCUCUUGAUCCAACACCAUCAAAGGAAGCUUAUUUAUUAUUUGUAGAGGAAGUAACUCAGCUCCAACCUCUGCAUUGAUUCCCAGGAUGUCCUAACCUCUGACCCUACUUUUUGUGCCAUACAGCUACACCUAUGAGGACUGCAAAGCCACUGCCGAUUGGCUUCUCGCCCAGACGGACGUUCGACCCACAGUUGGUGUUGUGUGUGGAUCGGGGCUCGGAGGGUUGGCUGACAUGUUGAAGGACCAGGUGGCCUUCAACUACAAGGACAUCCCAGACUUCCCUCAAAGCACCGGUGAGUUCAAUCCCAACCAAGACGAAGUCAUCGAACAUUAAAGUUCUCGUUCAAAUUCACUGACCGGUCUUUUUUGUUGCAGUGCAUGGACAUGCUGGUCGGCUGGUGUUCGGCACUAUGAAGGGGCGGCCAUGUGUUUGCAUGCAAGGACGCUUCCACUUAUACGAGGGCUACCCCAUCCAGAAAGUGAGUAUGACGCAACAAGUCGUACGGGUGAUUGAAAUCUUGCAACUGUUCACCUGAAGUCAGCUGCCUGUAAAUCAUGCCAGUGAAAGACCCUGAAACCAAAGUUACAUAACCUACGUGUUUCUGUUCAGAUCACUCUCCCCAUUCGCAUCUUCAAGCUGCUGGGUGUAGAGACGGUCAUAUUAACCAACGCCGCAGGGGGCCUCAAUCAGGACUUUAAAGUUGGAGAUGUUAUGAUCAUCAAAGACCACCUCAACAUGCCUGGAUUUGCAGGGAACAACCCACUGUCCGGACCGAAUGAUGAGAGGUAGGCUUUGGAAAUCAUCGCACUUCUCUUUCUUGCAUAACUCAAACCUGCGAAACCAGUUUGCAGAAAUUCAGCGAUAUGACCCCCUGGCUAUAACAUCCCCCUUUCUUCCCCUCUUCCUCUCCCUCUCUCAGGUUCGGUGUGCGUUUCCCGUGCAUGUCUGACGCCUACGACAGGGAGCUGCAGCAGCUAGCGUGGGACGUGGGACAUGAGCUCGGUUACGGAGAGUUCCUGAAGGAAGGGGUGUACUGCGUGGUGGGUGGACCCUCAUUUGAGACCAUCGCUGAGACCCGAAUGCUGCACAAACUGGGCGCUGAUGCUGUCGGUGAGUUUGUCUUUACAAAACAGUUGCUAUUAGCAACCAAAAAGUGAUAUAUUACCGUUAUAUAGUUCAGGGACAGGAGUGAAAUAAAUAAGCGACAUUAAGCUAAAAGACUACCGCUAGCUGUUCUGUCUGUUUAUCGCUUUUAAGUCAAUCAAUCAACAAAGACGUGAAAAUGAGAAUCUCAUGGUUUCUCAUUUUUAACUAGUCGGUUUUUUUCCCCCUUUUCUCAUUUUCUCAUGUGGUUCUUUGUCCACUAACAUGUAAACAGUUGUCUUGGGUCAUUUUUGAUCUUUUAUCUCAAUCUUCUCAUUUCCGAUCAGGCAUGAGCACGGCCCACGAGGUGAUCGUCGCCCGUCACUGCGGCAUGCGCGUCUUCGCCCUCUCACUGAUCACCAAUCAGGCGGUGAUGGACUAUGACAGCCAAGAGAAAGCCAACCACGAGGAGGUCCUGGAGACAGGCAAGCAGAGAGGGAAACAGCUGGAGCGACUCGUUUCCACCAUGGUGACCAGGAUUGAGCACAACAACAACUUGGUUUAAGAGAUUUUACUUCUUCUUCGUCUUGGAGAUUUGAGCUGAUUAGUAUUAAUGCUGGAACUCAAAGUUAGUUCGUUUUUAACGCUAAUGUGCCAAAGUUUAGUAUUAAGGUGAACGUUGGACUGUUUGUUUCACUGUCACCUUGCCUCAUGUGAUGUCUUUACAUUCCUGUCCUGAGCGGCUCCAGAAUAGCAUCAGUUUUUUGUAUCAUUUUCAAAAUAUUUGUUUAACUUAAAACAUUUGAUCCACUGUGUAAAUGUCUGCGAUUUAACUUAACAAUGAGCAAAAAUCUGCUGUAAAGAUCUUAAUACUGUGAUGUUGAAACGUGUACAUUAAGGUAUUGUGCUGUGCUUGUUUUUUUAAUAUGAAUGUUGUUACUAAAAAUACUAUUUAUUAUUACACAAGCGUGAUUUUGUCGUUUUUUAAAGUGCAGAGGGUUAAAUAAAUGUAUAUCUUGAAAUCGA
Molecule: messenger RNA, 3107 nt
Organism: Xyrichtys novacula (pearly razorfish)
Lineage: Eukaryota; Metazoa; Chordata; Actinopteri; Labriformes; Labridae
Source: the annotation of a GenBank genome assembly